AUGGAAAACGAGCUAAUACUUUUAAUCGUAUCUCGCUUUUUCUCCCAACUUGCUCAAACCUUACCUACCUCAUGGUCAUUACAAGAAAUAGAAAUACAGAAUAGAUACAGUCAUGACAAGACUGAUUCAAGUGUUAAUCUUUAUUGGAUUGAUUUCAAAGUUAUCGAUUUCUUAUCAAAACAAUUACAAGUUGCAUUACCUGGCCCAACAGCAAUAUGUGCAAACCCAGCUUUUUCUUGUGAUGCAUCAGGUAAUUUAGUGAAGCUUCAUAUUGAUUCAGCCACGGUUGUUAAUGGGCUUGGAAUGCCAGAUUACACACUACAAGGAUUCAACUUACCAGAAUUGACCGAUUUCUAUAUUAUUAAUAUGAACCCUGUUGCAAAUUAUUCAUUAAGUGUCUCUGCCAUGUUAAACAAUCCGCUUCCCAAACUCAAAACAUUUACAUAUAUGGACAUUUUCACCCCCAUCCUUCCAUUAACCUUUAAUCCAUCCGUUUUAUUCCCUGCCAUUGAAUCAUUUACUAUUGGUCAUGUUUCUUCACUCAAAUUAUUACCAUCGACCGUCAAUACACUCAUGACAAGAUUGGAUAUUACCAACUCUCAAAAUGCCGAUAUUGUUUUGAGUGGAACCAACUUUAAAUCUUUAUUCAAACUAAGUGCAGUUCUCUCUGAUUUAAAUGGUGCAUCUACUUAUACCAUCGAUCUACCAAAUCUAACUGAAUUUAAUAUUUCAAGUCAAGAAGCACAACCAACAGUUACUGGAAAUGUAAAUUUCAAUCUUGUAAAUGCGCCCAGUUUAAUAACACUCAAGAUUAACACCAAAUCAGUAUCUAUAUCACCACCUGAUCUAAGUCAUCUCACAGCAUUGACUGUUAUCAAUAUUACCAAUUCAUUGGAUAUGACUUCACUUGGUUUUACUAUUUAUCCACCAAAUCUAGGUACCUUUAUUAUUAAAGGAAGUUUAACACAAUUUCCAUUAGGAGUUUGGUCAAGAACUACUACUACGAUAUCGGUAUCUGGAAAUUUCUUGAGUGGAAUCAUUCCAGAUCAAUUUGCACUUGGAGCUUAUGGAGCAUAUAUAGAUUUUUCAUCCAAUAUCAAUAUUACAGGAGAUGUUCCACAAUCUUUUUGUCAAUUCCAAGGAUUUAAUGCACUUGGUACUUCAAUCACAAAUAUUCCAGAUUGUUUUAAAUGUUUCCCUGGUAGUGUCCCCAUUACAACUUCUUUGAUUGUCACUAUGCCUCCUAAUUGUGGUCAAAUGGUUUUACUUGGCCAAACAUUAUGGAGAACAUUUGAUAAUGAGACUAUAACCCUUACGGGUAGAAACCUCGGAUGGGGUACACUAGGUGAUAUAUCAGCCAAUUUGACAAUGAAAGUUGCAAACUCAAUGUUUGAUUAUAGAUUUGGUGCUGGCAUAAGAAGUGCUACCAUAUCUUUUUCAAACACCUAUGGAUACAUUAAAACUAUUUAUUGGGUGUAUGCCGAUAUUGACAUCGUAUCGACAUCGAGUGAACAAGCAAACAAUGGAACUAGAUUCAAUUUUACCCUCACUGCCAUUGAAUUGGUACCAGCUAUUCGAAUCGAUGGUGUCAUCUGUCUCGUCGACCAUUCAUCAGAUUAUCCACCAUUGGCAUCUUGUAUAUUGAAUCAAAUGUUACCAGAUGGAAAUGUCACUGUUCUCUUAUCGAAUCAAAUGACAUCUAAAAAUACAAAUAUUUCAUUUAAAUCAAGAUUCCCAUUUAUAACAUCAAUUCCAACAAUUAUAAAUGUUGAAAAUAAUUCAAAUAUUACAAUGAUUGGUGAUUUUGGACAAUUACCAAAUACACCCAUUCAAAUCAAGAUUAAUGAUAAUCUAUGUAAUAUUGUAGAUGUGUCUGGUAAUGGAACAAUAGUUGUUUGUCAAUUGGAUGCAAACGCAGUAUUAUCUGUUGGAAGUGCAAAUGUUUUUGUCAAUGUUGGAGAAUGGAAGUUUCAAUCAAGUAACCUUGCCGUUAUUGUAAAUACUAGCUCGCCAACAACCAGUGGAUGUGGUCAAGAUGGAUGCGGUACUCAUGGGACAUGUACCAACUCGACUACUGCGGGUGUAUUGGAAUACUAUUGUAAAUGUGUUGAUGGGUAUUACGGUGACAAGUGUCAGGGUACGGUCAACCCCGAUGCCAACCCAGUCAUUUCAGACACACCAACCGUGUCUUAUAAAAUCGGUGACUAUCAAUUCAACUUUACAAUCGUGUCAAUCCAAGAACUCGACCUUGACGAUCAAGUCAUCUACCAAUUUUUUACCAAUAAUUGGACAGUCACCAAUAACACGUGGAAUGAUACUGUCAACAGAGUUGAAUAUAGAUUGAACCAAAUCGAGGGACACGCCAACCAAAUCAUGUCGAUUAUAGAGUAUGCCAAUGUAUCUAGAUCAUUUGAAUUUGCAGGUGUCACCAAACAACUACCACCCAAUAGUAUCAAAGUGUCAAUGUCCAUCGAUCAAUGGAACUUCCAAUCUAGAUUGAAUCAUCUCCGAAUUGUAUUCACUACCAAACUAGGUGACCAAUCGGAUCAAUGUGGUAAUGACCGACAGAGUGUAGUCAUUGGACAAGAUGGGUCACUUCAAUAUCUAUCAGUGUUUCAAGGAGACGGUACAUUUUUCAAUGGUCGAUUCCUACAAGUAUCGAUCAACGAUGGUUUCCCAACCUAUUGUCGUAACGAAUUAUUAAAUGAUACAACUCAACUCUCUCCUCAAUCAGAUUUAUAUGUAGGUAUACAUAUACCCUAUGCACAAUACUCUUUAAUCGAUCCAGAUUUUUCAGCAUUGAUCAAUGUCGACAACAAUGAUUCUGCUGGGUGUGACAAAGACAAUUCAUUUGCAACAUGGAAGAUUGUUGUGAUUGUCGUUGUGGUUGGUGUAGUUGCUAUAGCUGUUGCCACUACAUCCAUCCUCUUUUACAGAUCAAACGCAAGAAAAAGAGCAUACAACAAAGCAAUGGAAAAGAUGAAUAGAUUAAUCAAACUUUUAACAACUACAUCUACUCCUCUUUUGAGUAGUGGUAGUGUAGGAUCGACGACGACGACGACUACAACGAUUUCGACAUCAACAUUUAAUAGAAUCUUAUUGUCGAAUCGAAUCACAUCACUGUCUGCAUCCUUUUUAAAUACUUCAUCUUCAUCUUUUCAUUCAACAGGAGUAAGACUAUCCAGCAAAAGUAAUGGAAGCACCGAUGGUGGUAGAAAAUCAAGAAUUGCAUCAAUAGGUUCACUCAAAUCAUCAAGGGAUGACAGAGACAGCAGCAGAGACAAUAGAGAUGGCGGCAGCAACAGAGACAAUAAAUACAACAGAAGAGAUAGAAAUAGAGAUGAUUAUUCAAAAAGAUUAUCACCAUCAUCGUCAUCAAGAUUUAGAUUGGCCAAUACUGACCCACAUACUACAAGUUUCAAGACAAAGAGUAGAUUCACACAACAACCUCAAGAAAGAGACAAUAGAGGAGGUGAAAGAAGAUUGGGAGGAGAUAAUAGAGGAGGAGGAGGAGGAGGAGGAGGAGGAGGAGGAAGAUCAUUUGAUUCUUCAAGUCAAAAGUAUAGACCCAAGACAGGUCACUUUCACUCUUCCAAUCCUGUCAAUUUCAAUUCAAGUAAAGUGAUUGUAGAGGAAACCGACGAUGUAAAGGUAUUCCAAAACAAAUCAACCUAUGUAGAUGGUUUUGUACCCGAUCAAAAGGGCACUGGUUCUGCAUUUGCACGUUUGGGUGUAUCUAAAAACUUGAUGGGAGGUCUAAAGGAGAUGGACAUUUCUAUUCCAAGUCUCAUCCAACAACUUGCCAUUCCAGAAAUCAUCAAGGCAAACAAUGACAUUAUAUUUGUAUCACAGACUGGUACUGGCAAGACAUUGACCUAUCUCUUACCCAUCAUCCAAAAUAUAAAGAAACAAGAAAAGUUGGAACUGGAUCAAUAUAUUGUUGAACAAGAACAAUUAAAACAAAAUCUACAACAUCAACAACAACAAACAAAUACAACUGCAAUUAAAGAUAUUGAAGAUGAAUCUAUCGUAGAAGAGGAAAUCAAAGAAAAUGAAGAAGAUUUUGAAGAAGAAGAAGAGGAAGUAGAACAAGAAAAAGAAGAAGUAAAAGAGGAAGAAGAAGAAAAGAUUAAAAUGAAACCAAGAUUACCAAAAAGACCAAGAGCUAUUAUUUUAGUACCAACCAGAGAAUUGGUAUUACAAGUAACUGCUGUAGUUAAAAAAUUGGCACAUUAUGAAAAGGUAUCAUGUUGUGGUAUUUCAGGUGGAGGAGGUGAUAUUACAAAAUAUUUACAAAUGUUUAGAUCAAAGCCAGUUGAUAUUGUAGUUUCAACUCCUGGUAUUUUAAUUUCUUUAAUUGAAAAGAAGAAUAUUGUUGUAGAUGAAGCCGAUUCAAUGUUUACACAAGGAAAAGGUUUUGAUGAUGAUAUGAAAAAGAUUUUGGCUCCAGUUGAAUAUAGACUCAAGAAUAAGCAUGUCGAAGGAUACAAAUCAAUCUAUGCAACCAUUUGUAGUGCAACACUCACUCAACAACUCUUGUCCAACGUUCAAUCACUUUUCCCAAAUGUUGUCAAACUUGCAACUCCAACCAUUCACAAAUCUCUCAAUACCCUCGAACAACAAUUUAUUUCUGUUCAAGGUGGUGAUAAACACGAGGCAUUAAUGAGAGCCAUUAAGCCAUCACAAAGUAAAAGAGUGUUGGUAUUUUGUAAUUCACCCAAUUCAUGUCGAUCAACCGAAUACUUUUUAACAGAGAAUGGGUUCAAUGCAACUUCACUGCACGGUGAGAUUCCACCAAAGACACGUUCCAAAAAUUGGAGACAAUUCCUAAACAAUGAAAAGUCGAUUUUGGUAUCGACCGACAUUGCAUCGCGUGGUAUUGAUGUUAGCUCGGUUGACCAUGUCAUCAUUUUCGAUUUCCCAUCCAACCCAAUCGACUAUUUACAUCGUAUUGGACGUACGGCUCGUGCAGGUAAAAAGGGAACUGUCACUUGUAUCAUUGCCAAAAAGGAUCAAGUCCUAGCAAACGCUAUCCAAGCUGCUCUUAAACGUGGUGACAGUCUAGAAUCUUUAUCUUCAAACAAAAAAUUAAAUCCUAAAUUGUACAGAUAA
This is a messenger RNA of Cavenderia fasciculata, 5112 nucleotides long. RefSeq names its product ATP-dependent RNA helicase. Lineage: Eukaryota; Evosea; Eumycetozoa; Acytosteliales; Cavenderiaceae. Bases 1 to 5112 code for a protein of 1703 amino acids. The transcript has 13 exons. The record is from RefSeq and is a predicted model, not a curated record. Gene Ontology annotation, molecular function: RNA helicase activity; nucleic acid binding; ATP binding.